AUGCACCAUCAUCCACGUCAAGUCUUUGUUGCCGUUAUCGGCGCUGGUGGUGUAGGCAAAGCCUUCCUCCACCAACUCCAUGGCCUCGCCCAAAAAUUCUCACAAUCGCCCGGCUCGACAUACUACCUCUCCCUGAUUUGGCUCAGUACCUCCAAGAAAGCCCUCUACCACCCCGACUACAGAUCUCUGUCGAAUUGGGAAUCUGAACUUCAACACACGACGACACCCACGCUACCACCCUCCCAACUCGUCGAAUAUCUAGCCAAAGCACCCGGAAAGGUCGUGUUGGUUGACAACACAAGCAACCAGGAAAUUGCAGACUCAUACCCGGCCUUCCUGAAGAAGGGAAUCAAUAUUGUGACGCCAAACAAGAAGGCCUUCUCGGGAAGUUACCAACUAUGGAACGAUAUCUUCAACGCCGCGUCAAACGGAAAGGGAUUCGGCGGCUACGUUUUCCAUGAGUCGUCCGUCGGCGCUGGCCUCCCCGUCAUCUCGUCACUAAACGAGCUCGUAGAAACAGGCGACGAGGUGCGCAGGAUUGAGGGCGUGUUCAGCGGCACAAUGAGCUUCCUGUUCAACUCGUUCCAACCUACGAGCGGUGGAGGUGGCAAGUUCUCUGCCGAGGUCAUCAAUGCCAAGGAGAAGGGAUUCACAGAGCCUGAUGCACGAGACGAUCUCAAUGGCUUGGAUGUUGCGAGGAAACUCACUAUUCUGGCUCGUCUCGCAGGUCUGAAGAUCGAAUCACCCACCUCGUUCCCCGUCCAAUCACUCAUCCCUAAGGAGCUUGAGUCCUGCUCAUCAGGCGAUGAGUUCCUCCAGAGACUGCCAGAGUUUGAUGGACAAAUGGACGAGCUCAAGAAGGAAGCGGAGCAAGAGGGCAAGGUCAUCCGCUUCGUCGGUAGUGUGGACGUGCCGACUGGCGCGGUCAAGGUGGGCCUGGAGAAGUUCGACAAGAGCCAUCCGAUUGCAGCACUAAAGGGCAGCGACAACAUCAUCGCUUUCUACACAAAGCGCUAUGGCGACAACCCGCUUAUCAUCCAGGGUGCCGGUGCUGGUGGUGACGUUACGGCUAUGGGUGUUACAGCGGACUUGAUCAAGGUGCUGCGAUUAUUGUCAUGA
Messenger RNA from Cucurbitaria berberidis CBS 394.84, 1119 nucleotides. Its product is annotated as homoserine dehydrogenase-like protein. The coding region runs from base 1 to 1119 and encodes 372 amino acids. Gene Ontology annotation, biological process: L-homoserine biosynthetic process; aspartate family amino acid biosynthetic process. The record is from RefSeq and is a predicted model, not a curated record. Gene Ontology annotation, molecular function: NADP binding; aspartate kinase activity; homoserine dehydrogenase activity. Lineage: Eukaryota; Fungi; Ascomycota; Dothideomycetes; Pleosporales; Cucurbitariaceae. The transcript has 2 exons.